AUGAAGUCAUCCGCCCCCGAACGUUUCCGCCGUUUUACUGGUUUGGGGUGUGACAAGCUUGCCCAACGCCAAGUUGUUUUCGAUGAAGAUUUGGAAGGGUUGAAGCAGCUGCGGGCCCUUCAUGUGCAGACGGAGAAAGAAGCCAAGGAGUUGAAAGAAGAAGUAGUUGGUUUGUCGGAGAGGAACCGGAGUCUGGUGACGGAUUUGAGUCAAUCUAUUCGUCAGCAGGAGGAGCUAACAAAAGUUGAAUCAGGAUUUGCAACUGAAAAAUAG
Lactuca virosa is the source of this 273-nucleotide messenger RNA. The record is from the annotation of a GenBank genome assembly. Lineage: Eukaryota; Viridiplantae; Streptophyta; Magnoliopsida; Asterales; Asteraceae.